GAAAAAAAACCGUUGAACGAGUCGGAUGCGGGUCGGAUGGUGCUGCAGGCCAAUCUACAAACUCGUCCACGCCUACAUACGCUCGAUUCAGAAGUUCCUAUAAUAUUAAGAAUAACAUAGAAUAGUACAAAACUAGUACGACUACGUAAAAGCCACUAACUGUCGAUGCAACCAAUGCCACAACCACAACACACCCCCCAAGUAAAAUCCAAUUCGAAAUUCACACGAGAAACAACAAAAUUAAAAACACAUCGAAUCGAGUCGGCGAUGCUGCUGCGCAAUGCCUUUCUGACGCCAAGCUGCUGGAGGGAAGACUAAGAGAAUCAGAACAGCUGACAACAACCAACCCGUUCGCUAGCGAGGACAGCAGAGCAACAAAUGGCCAACGAUGCACUAACCAACUAAUUGAAUUGUUUCAAUAAUGCUAAUGACGACGGCUCUCCAAUGUCCAGUUCUGAUGUGGAAACUUUCAAAGGCAAAAUAGUUUACAAUAUCGAUGGCAGCGCAUUUAUUAUCGAUGCUGAUAAUGCCAAUGGAUGUGGAUCUGUUUCUGUCUCUCUCCAAAGUUCAGAUGCCUCAACAUCGACACUAGUGAAAAGACCACCGAAGACUAAAGACCGAAGACCGGAAAAGCAGGAAGAACAACAGCAACAUCAACAGCAACAGGAAGAGGAUCAGGAUCAGGAUCAGGAUCAGGAACAAGCUGGUGCUGACGCUGACGCUAACGCUGAUGCUGAUGCUGAAUCUGGUGCUGGUAUUGGUUCUGCUGGGGGAUUUGGUUAUAAAUCGAGUCCAAAGAUCCAUUCCUUCCGCGUUGUGUCCGCGCAAGAUGCAAAUACAACUUGCCAGGAUCCGAAUAGAGCCCUUAAGAUUCAAAAACCGAUUUUAAUGUGCUUUAUAUGCAAACUAUCCUUUGGCAACGUGAAGUCAUUUAGCCUGCAUGCGAACACAGAGCACAGACUCAAUCUGGAAGAGCUCGAGCAGCAGCUACUGAAUCGCGAGUACUCCAGUGCCAUUAUCCAGCGUAAUAUGGAUGAGAAGCCGCAGAUAUCCUUCCUGCAGCCCCUGGACAUAAAUGCCACUUGUGCUGACGAGAAGCUCAUACUGGCCCCCGAUGCAAAUUGUACUCCACUGGCUUCAGAGCCAGAGCCAGAGCCAGAGCUCGAUCAUCAUGAUCAUUAUGAGCAGGAUCAAGAUCGGAGUCAGGAUAAAGGAGUAGCGCAAGAGAUGGAGCAAGACUCAGAGCAUGAUCAGGUUCAGGAUCGGGAUCCGGAUCAGGAUCAGGAUCAGGAGUAUGCUAAUAGAAAUAGAAUGGCAGCGCCUAGUGCCAAUCUCGCAUCAUCAUCGACUAAAGUAGCAGCGAAAUCAGUAGCUGUGAAAUUUGGUUCCUUAAACUCAGCAACUGCUAAGACUAAUAAUCUAUCGAAAGUAUCCUCAUCCAGCUCACCAGUAUCCGCAUCCGCAUCCGCAAACGUGGUUGAGGGAGAGGUCCCAUUACCUAGUACUGAUAAUAUAAGUAACAAUAAGUCAACCAAAUGUAGGCAAGGAAUAGAGCCGCCAACAACAUCGUGUGGAUACCUGGAUGAUGGCAAGAGUCAGAGUCAGAGUCCAGCAGCGUCUGCCUCUGUUUGCACCUCACCUCAACCAAACGAGUCGGAUGCAGCAGGCGCCGAUUUCUUGCAACUGCAACAGGUGGCUGCGGCUGUUAGCAUAUUCCCUCCCCAAGUCAGUUCCUUCCAUGCCUCCUUGGCAGCGCUGGCCGCCAACGAACCAAAUGCCAAUAGGGUCAAGCUUCUCACGGAGUUUCUUCAACAGCAGCUGCUGCAGCAGCAGCAGCAGCAGCAACAACAACAGCAGCAGCAACAGCAGCAGCAACAGAGUUCCUUGUUCGCCAGCCUAUGUCCCGAGCAUCCCGACUUCAAGGGGGUCGACUGCAAGACUUGCGAGCUCAUUGAUAUCCAACAACGGGUUAGAUCGCCGCCUCCAUCGCACCAACAUCUGGCUCUGGCUCUGGCUCAAUCUCAAUCUCAGUCUCAGUCUCAAUCUCAGGCCCUGCCUUUGUCGCAGCCUCAGCCACAUCGCUCUCCUAACAGCAACAGUGGCGGUCUGGCGAUAUCGCCCAGCUCCUCAUCGGUGACCAGCGUAGGAAAUGCGUCUGGUGCGGCUUCCAGCUUCACAAUCGGCGCGUGUUCCGAACACAUCAAUGGGCGACCCCAAGGAAUAGACUGUGCCCGCUGCGAAAUGCUGCUAAACUCGGCUCGACUCAAUAGCGGGGUCCAGAUGUCCACCCGCAACUCGUGCAAGACGCUUAAGUGUCCCCAAUGCAAUUGGCACUACAAAUAUCAGGAGACGCUGGAGAUCCAUAUGCGUGAAAAGCAUCCUGAUGGGGAAAGCGCCUGUGGUUAUUGCCUAGCAGGACAACAGCAUCCUCGGCUGGCCCGUGGCGAGUCGUACUCAUGCGGCUAUAAGCCAUACAGAUGCGAGAUAUGCAACUACUCCACGACCACAAAGGGUAACCUCUCGAUACAUAUGCAAUCGGACAAACACUUGAACAACAUGCAGGAGCUGAAUAGUUCACAAAAUAUGGUUGCUGCUGCGGCGGCAGCGGCUGCGAGUGGGAAGUUGCUGCUGUCCAGCUCAUCGCCACAAGGAUCCGGUGCCGGCCAACAAACUGUGCUGGGCUCAAGCGGUAGCGGGAGCGCGAGCGCCGCUGUCGUCUCUAACAGCGUUGGGGGCAAUGCAGCUAUGGUUGCGACGCCAACGCCUGGAUGCACGGGGGUAGGAGGCGUGGCCAGCGGCAGCGGCAGCGUCAAACCAAAGCCCUCGUUUCGGUGCGACAUCUGCAGCUACGAGACUUCCGUUGCCCGCAAUCUGCGUAUCCACAUGACCAGCGAGAAGCAUACGCACAACAUGGCUGUGCUGCAAAACAACAUAAAGCACAUCCAGGCAUUCAACUUCUUGCAACAGCAGCAGCAACAGCAGCAACAGCAGCAGCAGCAGGGCGCGAGUGGCAGUACUUCAGGCUCCAGUGCUGGGAGCUUCAUGCCGGAGGUGGCACUGGCUGAUCUGGCCUACAACCAAGCGCUCAUGAUUCAACUCCUGCACCAGCAGCAGCAACAGCAGCAGCAGCAGCAGUCGUCUAAUACCAAAAUGUCGCCCACAUCGUCCUCGCCAGUUAGCGCGACGGAUCAGUUUUCAUAUUCCCCAAAGCCCAUGAAGCAUGGCCAUGGAAUGGGAAUGGGAAUGGGUUUGGGCCUGGGGUUGGGGCUGGGAAUGCCAAUGGGAAUCGGCCAUUCAAAUGAAGCAUCUGGUGAAUCGGGGAGCGAUUCUCAUCCACUGGCGAAGCCAGAUAUGUGGCCCACGGCGCUCUACAGUUGCCUAAUCUGCGACUCCUUCAGCACAAACAAUUUGGACGAUCUUAACCAGCAUCUGUUGGUGGAUCGAUCCCGACAGUCCUCGAGCGCAUCCGCCGACAUAAUGGUCAUACACAACAACAACUACAUAUGCCGGCUCUGCAACUAUAAAACGAACCUAAAGGCCAACUUCCAGCUGCACAGUAAGACGGACAAGCACUUGCAGAAACUGAACUUUAUAAACCACAUCAGGGAGGGCGGAGCCCGCAAUGAGUACAAACUGCAGUAUCAGCCCCAGCUCAGUGCCAACGUGGUGCAACUGAUGUGCAACUGUUGCGACUUUCACACCAAUUCCAUACAGAAGCUCUCCAUGCACACCCAGCAGAUGCGACAUGACACGAUGCGGAUGAUUUUCCAGCAUUUGUUGUACAUUACGCAGCAGAGUCGAAUGCACAAGGAGUCGUCGCCGUGCACGGCAUCUGACGAUGCCCAAUGUCCUUGUCCGGACGAGGAUCAACAGUCGAUGGCCAUGGCAACGAUCGAGAAGGUUCUCAUUUGCCAGCUGUGCAGCUUUGCCGCCAAAAAUCUGUAUGAAAUGGUUCAGCAUGUGAAGGGCAUAAGGCACAUGCAGGUGGAGCAAUUCAUUUGUCUGCAGCGUCGUAGUGAGAACCAGGAGAUGCCCGGACUAAGUGAGGUGUACAAAGUGACUGAACGGAUCCGUGGUAGCGAAGAUAUCAUUUUUGAAGCUGGCUUCAAUAUGGCAACAACCGCACCCGUUGGGGGAUCGUCGGAGCUUGGCUUUGCAGCGGCAACAGCUGGCUCGUCGGCCGCUGCCGCUGCCGCUGCAGCUGCAGCUGCAGACAGCAACAUACUAUCUCCAAAGUCCACCUCGAGUUGCUCGACAUCGUGUGGCAAGAGUAUCGGUCGCAUCGCGUCUCCAAGCAUGAAUGACUUUAGUCUGAGUGCUUCAAACAGCAUUCCCACCACAGUUUUCAAGUGCAACUUGUGCGAGUACUUUGUGCAGUCGAAGAAGGACAUGGCCAGCCACAUUGAAACGGUGCACCCGGGGGCAGAGGGUGACGACUUCAUGAGUAUACCAACGAACACGGCGGCUCUGCAAGCCUUCCAAACCGCUGUUGCAGCCGCAGCCAUAGCGGCGGUCCAACAACGCUGCAGUGCCAUCAACAUGCCUAGAGAAGCAGAUACGGAAAUGGAUCCUUGUAUAACCGACUGCCCCAUAGACAUUAAGCGUGAGCGUCUCGAAGAGCAGGACGAUCCAAUGACGGGCAUAGAGGAAAGCAAACCAACAGCCAAUAUAGAUGCGGAUUCGACAGGAGCUACGGCUACGGCUUUAACUACAACAGCAACAACAACAGCAACAGCAAAAACAACAGCAACAGCAACAACACCGGGAGUGCAGUGUCCCCUUUGUUUAGAAAAUGGCUUCCGGGAGAAGUCAUUGCUCGAGACCCAUUUGACGAGCGUGCACAGCGUCACCAAAGAUGGCCUCGCCAGGCUUUUGCAACUGGUCGACAGUAAGGCCUGGAGUGAUUCCCCAUCCCCAUGCCCAUCCGUAACCGUAACCGCAACAACGAGCACAGCAUCCAAUUGCAAUUCGAAACCGGAAGACUGUGCGACAACCACGGGGAGUGUAAGCACCGAAGACUGUGUGUCGACUGUGUUCCCUGGUGCCGCAGCGACCAGCUCCACCGCAAGCUCGGCGGGAAUGCAGGGACUCUCCUGCCAGCAGUGUGAGGCCAGCUUCAAACACGAGGAACAGCUGUUGCAGCAUGCGCAGCAGACGCAACACUUUCCAGAGCAGAAUGGAGAGUACAUCUGCCUCGCGACCAGUCACAUCAGCCGUCCCUGCUUUGCGAGCUUUAGCACACUCUCGGCAAUGAUCAGCCACUUUAAGGACUCGCACAUGAGUCUGGUUAUCUCGGAGCGCCACGUCUACAAAUAUCGUUGCAAGCAGUGCUCACUAGCAUUCAAGACACAGGAGAAGCUUACCACGCAUAUGCUCUAUCAUACAAUGCGCGAUGCCACCAAGUGCUCCUUGUGCCAGCGCAAUUUUCGUAGUACACAGGCCCUGCAGAAGCACAUGGAGCAGACGCACUCCAACGAUGGAGCUGGAGCUGGAGUCGCGGCUGGCAGUGGCAGUGGCAGUGCCAGUACCAGUAGUCCCCGACCGCCGACACCAACUCCAAGCUACGGCGAGAUGGACAAAUUGUCAUCGGGGGAACGAGAGCCCCCGAAUGCUAGUGACGCAGGGCCCAAAUCGAAUAACACCUCAAGACGUUCACUGUCACCGCUGAGACUAGAGUUGCAGUACUCUAAGGAGACGGCGCAACUGUCGCCCAGCCCCAGCCCGCACACUCUUGACACGAACCAAACCCAGCAGCAGCAGCACCACCUGGCCACACUGACUGCGGCGUUGCUUAAGCAGCAGCAACAGUGUCACCCAGAUGCUGGCCUUCUGUCGGCAGAUCCUCUAUCGUUGUCUGCUGCCGACUUUUCUCAGCAGCUGCAGGUAGUGCCGCCGCAGUCCCAGCUUGGGGCUUUCGGAGUCGCUGGCAUUAAUCAGCAAUCCUUGCAGGGCCUGCAGAAUCUCCAAAAUCUGCAGCACAUGCAGCAGCAAUUUAGUGCCGUUGCUGCCUCAUCGGGAAUGCCCAUUAACCCGGUGGACAUGCUCAACCUCAUGCAGUUCCAUCAUUUAAUGUCUCUUAACUUCAUGAAUCUGGCCCCUCCAUUGAUAUUUGGCGCGAAUGCCGCCACCGGCAGUACAGCUUCAACAGCCGCGGCCCAAAACAACGGCAUGACCUCCGCUUCCUUAUCAGCACCAGCUUCCCAAGCGGGCGACAUGCAGAUUGGGAGCGGAGCAAGUAACUUGACGGGAGAAUCCACUAGCGCGAACAAUCCCACGGCCCAGCACAGCAUCAACAGUAACUCUCAGAUGAACAACAACCAAAAGCGAGCUCGCACACGCAUCACAGACGAUCAGUUGAAAAUACUGCGUGCCCAUUUCGACAUAAAUAACUCGCCCAGCGAGGAGAGCAUUAUGGAAAUGUCGCAGAAGGCGAAUCUGCCAAUGAAGGUGGUUAAGCACUGGUUCCGAAACACUCUGUUUAAAGAACGACAACGCAACAAGGACUCACCCUACAACUUCAAUAACCCACCGUCAACUACCCUAAACUUGGAGGAGUACGAGCGCACAGGUCAGACCAAGGUAACGCCCUUAAAUGAUAUUGUCAGUUCCGCGUCGCCCGCAACCAUAUCCACGCCGACUGCGAUUUCGUCCGCUCCGUCGGGAAACGCAAACUCUAAGGAGAACACAGCAGCCACCGUGUCGGCACCUGCAAUCUUGCCAGCUCCCGCUCCGGCUCCCGCCCCGGCUCCUGCCUCUGGCCCCGCAUCCCGUCCAGCGUCAACCAACUCCAGUGGCAAUAUAUCCGACUACUUAAGCAACAAUUUGUGUUUUGGACAGCAAGGGGGCAAAGAGCAGAGCCUGCCGUUUCCCGUGGAAGUGCAAAUAAAAUCGGAGCCGCAGGACGAUACGAUUGUGUCCAGUGAAUUUGCAUUUCUCCGGAAGCAGCAGCAGCAGCAGCAACAGCAGCAGCAACAGCAGCAUCAGCAGCAGCAACAAGGCUUUAUUUUUUUGAAGCAUCAACAGCAGCAACAAAGUGAUCCGCCGGAACAGUCCAACCAGCAUCAAGAGCCUGACACCCUACAUGAUCAAUCGUUGCUCGCAGGCUCAUCGCUUGCAGUUCACUGUCAUAACCAGCAGCAACUGCAACUGCAACAGCAACAGCACGCACAAACAAAUAGCUUCGAAACCAAAUCAGAGAGCGGAAGCUCUGAUGUAAUGUCGCGUCCACCGACUCCUAAUAGUGUGGCUGCUAGCAAUUUGUAUGGCAGCAUGAACGACCUGCUGAGCCAUCAGCUAGAAAGCAUGGGGAGCAACAUGGGUCCACCGAAAAAACUGCAAAUAGCUGGCAAAACAUUCGACAAAGGCACGGCCACCGUCUCCAGCUCGGCAACAGCAUGCAAUCAGUUUGAGAGCAAUUCCUCCAGCUCGUCAAAUUCAUCGUCGACGUCGGGAGGUAAACGGGCGAACAGAACACGUUUCACGGACUAUCAAAUUAAGGUCUUGCAGGAGUUCUUCGAGAACAAUUCAUAUCCAAAGGACAGUGAUCUAGAGUAUUUAAGCAAGCUGCUGCUCUUGUCACCCCGCGUCAUAGUGGUGUGGUUUCAGAAUGCCAGGCAGAAGCAACGCAAGAUCUAUGAAAAUCAGCCAAACAAUUCACUGUUCGAGAAUGAAGAGACCAAGAAGCAGAACAUUAACUAUGCGUGCAAGAAGUGCAGUCUGGUGUUCCAGCGCUACUACGAGCUAAUACGUCACCAGAAGAACCACUGCUUCAAGGAGGAGAACAACAAGAAGUCGGCUAAAGCUCAGAUUGCUGCUGCGCAAAUUGCCCAAAAUCUAAGUUCUGAAGACUCGAACUCUUCCAUGGAUAUACAUCAUGCUGGCAUCUGUCCCCCGGGUCCGCUGGGUCCACAGACUGUUUCAGCACCCGUGUCUAUCGUAACCCCAUCCGGGCACGCUGGGUCACAGCCAUUUGGUGCUUCGCCCUCGCCACAGCAUAUAUUUAGCAAGUCCUCGUCACUCACUGACUUCAGCCCAUCCACGACUCCAACGCCUCCCCAGCGGGAACGAAGCAAUAGUUUGGAUCAGCCGCAACGAACCGCAUCGAAGUUUGACUGCGACAAAUGUGAGCUGCAGUUCAGCCACCUGGAGCUACUGCGUGAACACCAAAUGAUGCAUCUGAUGAAUCCAGCAGCACUCUUGGCCGCCGCCGGCCAACACCCCAAUCCAGAGGCGAGCUAUGGUCCUUUCGGUAGCAUACUGCAAAGUCUGCAGCAUGCAGCGGCUCAACAGCAUCAGCAUCAACAGCCUCAUACAAAAAAGCGAAAAUACUCGGAUAGCUCUUCCAACGCAGAUGAUAUAACGUCCGUGGGGGAGAUGGAGACCCCGCAGAAGAAAUAUGAAUUUCUGUAUCAAUACUUUAUGCAGCAUGAAACGAACUCUGAGCUGAAACAGCAGUUUCUGAUGCAGCACCAGCAACAUCAGCAGCAACCAGGAAAUGAAACGGAUUUUGAAUUGGAGUUUUUAACUAAUUUCUAUCAACAGAGCGAGCUGAAAAAAGUCAGCAACUAUGACUUUUUGCUACAAUAUUAUCGCAAAUGUGAAGCAAUAUCGUUGAACACGAAGCCGCCUCAACAGACUUUCAGCUCCAGCAAGAAGCCAACAAUUGAGUUCCUUUUGCAAUACUAUCAGCUUAAUGAGUCGAAAAAGUUUUUUCAGUUAGUUGCCUCGCCCCAAACGAUGCCUGAUGGGCAAGGGUACCAACCGUCGUCGCAGUUGCCGAACGCGACGGCGGAUGAAACCAUGAACGUUAUCGGCGAACCAGAAGAGGGGCAACAAUUGCAGGAGCAAUUACAGAAUCAUCAGGAACACUCUAACGUCGAGAGGAGACGACUUGGAAAAGGGCUGGCGCUGGCGCUGGCCGACGACAAGAAGGAACAGGAAAGGCUGAAUAACAACAGCAUUAAUAUCAACUCGAGCUCAUCUGAAUCAGCUCAGUUCACCUCAGCUAGAGUUGAGGCAUGCGAGACGCAACCAAUUGAAAUCAGAGGCCAUCAGCAGCCGGCAGUGACACCCACUUCAAUGUCGAUCACUGAGGAUGAAAAAUCUUUAUUUGGCAGGUCACUACAAAAAAACGACAAAGAGAAGUCCCAGUUCUUUCAAAACCUUGAGGACUUUUUGGAUGCCACCAUGAUUGAAAACAACUCACAGACUCUAACUUUUAACGAUGACGACACUGCUAGCCAGAAAGAUGAUGCUAAAAUAUCCUCAACGCUCAAGGUCCAUGAAGUGGAAAACGUAACCUCGGUGUCUCCGGUCAAUGCCCCAUCGAAGCAGAAUAAGCGCCUACGCACGACAAUACUUCCAGAGCAAUUAAACUUUUUGUACGAAUGCUAUCAAUCCGAGUCGAAUCCCAGCCGAAAAAUGCUCGAGGAGAUAUCCAAGAAAGUAAACCUCAAGAAGCGUGUAGUACAGGUUUGGUUUCAAAAUUCACGUGCCAAAGACAAAAAAUCUCGAAAUCAGCGGCAUUAUUCGCAUAUUUCGGAUGACAACAGCUACGACGGCUCCAGUGGGAAAGAGGUUGGCAACGACCUGAAGGGGAAGGGCGUUUCCGUCGUACAGGACCACGACAUGGAUCUGCAGGACUGUCAGCUUUGCCAAGUCACACAGGUCAAUAUGCAAAAGCACGCUUUUAGCGUAGAGCAUAUAUGCAAAAUGAAGGAGCUUCUUGAACAAACCACCGAGCUAUACGCAAAUAGCAAUGGCAGCGGCAGCGACGAUAACGAUUCGGAUAGAGAAAAGCGCUUCUACAGCCUAUCAAAAGCUUUUCUGUUACAGCACGUUGUUUCGAACGCUGCUAACAUAUCUACACAACGGCAUACGCAUACGCCGGGUGCUGGUGCUGGCCCAGAUACAGAUGUGCUCCCAGAAGAGAACUGUCUGCUUAACUUUGACGCCGCUGCUUGCGAGGACAAAGGCCAUAUCAAGCAUCAUUCGGCUGCCGACGUUGGGAGUAAGGAUGUGCAAAAUGUCGGUGGCAAUCAGGAUCUCAUGCAUCAGCUAUUCAACCGAAAUCAUAUCACCGUUAUAGGUGGAAAAUGAACUGAAGGGUUGCCAUUAUCUUGUUAUUCUGGAUAAGGAUUGGUGUGCAGAUUAUGGACGGAAAGGAAACAUGAUGAUAACACUUGAUGUGGAGGAAAUUACACUCCAGCAUACAUACAUAUUAACUAUACUAUGCAAACUUGAAAGUUCCUAUUUUAUAGAAAUACACACAUAAAUGAAAUUUUUGACAUUUCAUGAUACUAAAAAAUGAAUACAUGUAUAAGAAAUCUCACGAAUACCUAUGUACUUCAACCUUAGUAAGAAUUGCAAAAUGAUACGGAAGUGUUCCUAACUAUUCAAAAUAUAAAUGUAGCAAUAAUCGAAAAGUUUAUACAUAUAAUUGCAGCAAUGGAAGGUUAAACGUUUAUAGGCCAUGGCAGCUUCUACCAAAAGUAAAUAAUAUGACAUAUACAUAUACAUAUAAUGACUUAACAAAAGCAUUAGAUUUAAUGAGACGCAAACUGAGUUCCUAGCAUUUGAUUGCUUUAUGCCUUUGUUUUCUAUUUUAGAAUAUAAUCAUAGUCACAAGGAUACAAUUAAUACUAAGAAGCUACUUCGGCAUGCCGAAGUCCCUUUGGACACCUAUCAAAAACUGAUACAAGCUUAGUCUUUAAAGUAUAACCCCACUAUUCAAGUUUUCGAAAGUGUGCAUCAACGAAACGAGCAAAAUAAAAAAUAAGAACUAUUGUUUUAUUAUUACCUAAAAAUGCUGAGGGUAAAUGUGCCAAUGAUUUAUUUCGCGAAACAUGCAUAUAUGUAUGUACAUACAUACAUAUGUACAUGGUUAGCACAUUCUAUGACUAAAGCUACAUUAAGAUUUAAUAUUCGCUUUCGAAUAAUUUCCAGUUCCUAUUAAAAAACAUUAAAAUACUGUCAUGUGCAUUUAGAGUAUAUGAGUGGGGGGCUUGCAUAUCCAACGGGUUCGAUAGUUGGAUAAUAGCCAGAAAAAUGACUCUUAUUUGGUCCUGUCAGAGAGCAUCCUUGUUAAAUAUGUAUUUGUUAUUAAAUAUCACAAUAUUAUUUACUAUUUACUACUUACUUUUUAUGUAUUAUUUAAACGUUCUAAAGAGAGAAAAACGUUAGGCAGUGGUUACUACUAUUUCACAAUUACAUUACUUUUUUUUUGUAAGGCUUCCAAAUACAGAUCUGAGCUUUUUGUGGGAAAGCUCAACAUAAAUAUCAUACUGUUACAUACAUAUAUGUUUGAACUAUUCUUCCUGCCCUUCCAUUUAGUUAAAAAGAUUUUAAAAACAAAUGGGCUAAAAUAGCUAAAUGAAAACAGAUUUGAUAAGCUUUAGACCGAUUCAAUUUCUUAACAAAUCGUAUUGACAUUCAGUUAGUUGAGUUGUUCCCUUCCCUCUCCUGCACAUACAUUCAUACGUACACCCAGUAUAAACUAAGUGUAAGAGUAUGUUACGAGAGCUAAGAAAAACUUUACUAAAAAGUUCCUAUAGUAUUUAAUAUAAAAAAAACAAACCAAACAAAACAAAACGAAAUGAAACUAUAUUUUAUUUUAACUUUAAGA
Drosophila obscura is the source of this 11623-nucleotide messenger RNA. RefSeq names its product zinc finger protein 2 (gene zfh2). The record is from RefSeq and is a predicted model, not a curated record. NCBI's taxonomy places the organism in Eukaryota, Metazoa, Arthropoda, Insecta, Diptera, Drosophilidae. Bases 445 to 10098 code for a protein of 3217 amino acids. Gene Ontology annotation, molecular function: DNA-binding transcription factor activity, RNA polymerase II-specific; RNA polymerase II cis-regulatory region sequence-specific DNA binding. The transcript has 13 exons. Gene Ontology annotation, biological process: regulation of transcription by RNA polymerase II. Gene Ontology annotation, cellular component: nucleus.